Molecule: messenger RNA, 678 nt
Organism: Triticum dicoccoides
Lineage: Eukaryota; Viridiplantae; Streptophyta; Magnoliopsida; Poales; Poaceae
Exons: 3
Coding region: 1-678 (225 amino acids)
Source: RefSeq, a predicted model, not a curated record
AUGCAUGACCCGAAGCUCGGGUUAAAACGCCGCGCGCACACCCUCCGCCUCCAUCGCUCGCUCGCUUCUAGCACAGCGUCCAGAAACUCGCGGGACAGGAUGGGAGAGGAGUGCAAGGGCGCGGGGGCGGAUGUGAACGCCGGCGUCGACCCGGCGGAAAUCGAGAAGCUGUACGAGGACGUGCCGCCGAUGCCGCUGAUGGCGCUGAACCACAUCUCCCGCCUCUGCAAGUCCGUCGACGCCUCCGUCCAGUUCUACGUCAAGGCGCUCGGCUUCGUCCUCAUCCACCGCCCUCCCGCGCUCGACUUCUCCGGCGCCUGGCUGUUCAACUACGGCAUCGGGAUCCAUCUCGUCCAGAGAGACGACGCGCGACGGGCCGCCGACGUCAAUCCCGGCAAGCUCGACCCCAUGGACAACCACAUCUCGUUCCAGUGCGAGGACAUGGGCGCGAUGGAGAAGAGGCUGAAGGAGAUGGGGAUCAGGUACAUGAAGAGGACCAUCAACGAGGAGGAGGGUUCGCCGAUCGACCAGCUCUUCUUCAAGGACCCCGACGGCUUCAUGAUCGAGAUCUGCAACUGCGAGAACCUCGAGCUCGUCCCCGCCGGCGCGCUCGGCCGCCUCAGGCUCCCCCGCGACCGCCACAACCCGCCUCUCCGGAUGGACGGCGCCGACGAGUAG